Messenger RNA from Cyprinodon variegatus (sheepshead minnow), 5886 nucleotides. RefSeq lists its product as uncharacterized. Gene Ontology annotation, biological process: cardiac muscle cell development; protein phosphorylation. The transcript is spliced from 14 exons. The coding region runs from base 393 to 5228 and encodes 1611 amino acids. The record is from RefSeq and is a predicted model, not a curated record. Gene Ontology annotation, cellular component: nucleus. Lineage: Eukaryota; Metazoa; Chordata; Actinopteri; Cyprinodontiformes; Cyprinodontidae. Gene Ontology annotation, molecular function: protein serine/threonine kinase activity; ATP binding.
GCACUGUCAAAUUAGGAUCUCAAAGUAUUUAAUUGAUGACACCCAUAAUGUUUGUGAAAGGUCAGACUUUUUUGGGGUGCGUUGAACUUUAAAUGCAAGAAUUUCUAUGUAAUUAUAGUCCCUGAUUUAUCUGUCGUUGACCAAGAUUUGGCCAAGUGUGUUCUGCUCUUGUGCCUAUUUGCAGGCCGACUAUAAAUAGUGCAGAAGGCUACGCAUGCUCCUGUUUGAUUGGAAAUUACAGCGCCUUAAGUCAGUGGAGUAUCUGUCAUGGGAGGGAAUGACAUUUCUGAAUGGUUGCGGUGAUUUUUAUGGGAAGCUGCAAGCUGGGGGAUUAAACUACAAAACCUUUCCUCAGAGAUUCAUUUUUUUACCAUCAUAUUUUUGAAAAAGCAAUGGGUUCAAGGAGGACGAUGGUAUGUUACUCUUUUGGAAAUGGAAGGUCUAGCAAUGGGAACGAUGUUAGAGGGCGAAGUCGGUCCAGUAGCUUCAGCUACCUCUCCAACCUGAGGCCAGAAAACAGGAGCACAUUCUGCAGUAUAAUGGCACAGUUAGCAGAAGAAAUGCAGCCGUCCUUUGUGACUACUUUGAAAUCCAAGGCUGUGUCUGAAAACUGCAAUGUAAAGUUCACCUGUGUGGUUACAGGACACCCUGUCCCACAAGUUACCUGGUAUAAGGAUGACAAACAGCUGGAUAGAUUCUGUGGGCUGCCAAAAUACGAAAUAUUCCACAAUGGACAAAAUCAUUCCCUGCAUAUUCAUAAUUGCACUGUGGACGACGCUGCAAUCUACCAAGCUUCUGCCACCAACAGUAAAGGAAUUGUGUCCUGCUCCGGGGUCCUUGAGGUUGGCGAAAUGAACGAGUUCAAGAUCCAUCAGCGUUACUUUGCCAAGCUGAAACAGAAGGCUGAAAACAAAUGCAGGGAAACACAAGGAAAAGAAAACCUGGAGCCACUGCGAACCAUCAGUCCUGACCGAACACAGAGGAAACGCCGCUCAACAAUGGAGGCCUUUGUCAGCACGCCCAACUCCAUUGAGGAUGAAAGCAAUGAGGCAGAAGGUCUACAGACUGAAUGUAGGUUGCAUGAGGGAACCGUAGAAGAGGUCUAUAAAACUCAGGCCCCAGACACAAAGGAAACGACGUCUGCUGAGCUCAAUGGACAAAUAAACAGUGACCCUGAAAACAAGAGUAGGACAUACACCUAUGAUCCUGAUCAUAAGACAUUUUCCUCUCAUCAACCAAAAUCCCCUUUUGUUAUGAAGAAGAUUAAAAUAUCCAACAAUACAACACAUCCAAAACCAGAAAAGGCUGGAGAAAGGAAUACAAUCAAAAACCACAAUUCUUUUGUAUCUCCAGUCUGUGCAAAUAAUAUACAAACCAAUGGGAAUCCAGAAGAGAUCAUGGAAGUGGAAAAUGUUUCGGAUUCAUCACUUUCAAAUGCUUAUUCCAAAAAAAUAAAGGGGGAAUGUGGACAAUUAGCAAAAGAGGAGGCCAUGUUUGUUAAAAAUCAGUCAAAGGAUGAAAACAUAUUUCAUAAAAGGACUGUGUCUUCACAAAGAGACAAUCUCACUACAUCAGAGUCCUCUGCUGCUACAUCUCCUAAGUCUAUGUUCGAAAAGGAGGGCAAGAAAAUAGCCAAUCACAAAAAUGAAGGCAGUUACAAAGAUACAGAAAAGUGUUUGGAGAGACAGAACCAAGUUCCUCAUGUGAUGCCUGCACAAAACGAGUCGUGCAAUAAAUUAAGACUUCUAAGCAUAAAGAAAGAGGACAUUGAUAAAGCAGAGCAUGUUAGAGCAUUGGAUAUUGAAGUUAAGUCAAACACAUUAUUGGAUGGAUCUGGUUGCAGUAAGCAGCUGGACACAUCAUGUAACGUAAUGGAUGUCUCCCCUCAAUGUUCAUAUGGACGGGGUGAAAGUCUGCUGUCUGAGAAAGAGACAAGCCUCUGCCAAAAAAAGGAGUCUGCGUCUCGACCAGCAGUGCCAAGUGAGGUUACAGAGGCUGACGGAGUCAUGAACGGGAAUGAUGCACCUGUCGGCCUUAAGCUACCACUCAACCAACACAACAUAAACCCAGAGCUGCCACAAAAGACAGAUCACAUCCUCACCUCUCCUUUGUCCGGCGGUCCUCACCCAAGCCCUGAUGGAAUAACACAGGAUACAUCGUCCGAUUCCAGGAAACCAAAUGGAGGCUGCACAGCCAUUUUUACUCACCCUCAGAAGUCAGCACACAGAAUCCCUGGUCAUGGAGAUAGCAUCAUGGACUGUAAUGUUCUGUCUGUCACCCAGCAAAGCCAGAUAAAUACAGCUAUAAAAACAUUUGAGGGGACAAAAAUACAAGAUGAGAAGAUAGAGAUUGGUGAAAUACAUAAAGUAGCUGUUCAAGCUGUCAAUGGGAAGUCAAGUGUGAAGAUACUGGAAAUGGAGGCUGAAACCUCUGGCCUUCAUGGCCAAAAUCAGUCAGAAAAGACCAAAGAUGAAGGAAAAAAAGACUCUGAAGCAAAAUCUACACAAUAUCCAAUUGUUGAAACUAAGAAGAAUCAAUCCACAUUAAAAGUGGUGGAAAACACUCAUUUACACCAUAAGGAAUUUAAGUCAGGUCCACUUGAGACACAAAAACAAACCCUAGAAAAGACAGAAGCACCUAAUGGCAACAUAACAUUCAGAAAAAUCCCCAAACGUGAAUCUAAAGUAAUAUCUGUUGCUGAAAUGUUAAGAUCUCAAAUAAAGGCUCUUGAGUUAGCACAGAGCAAUCCAGUCUCUACUAUGUCUGCCUUCUCCAACUCAAAACCUGAUUCUAUGAUAAAUGCUAAAGGAGUGGGUCAGGAAGCAAGAAAUGGAGCAAAAAUAAAUAAAUCAGAUAAGAAGACAUUCAAGACUAAGACUGAAACUGAGGAAAUUAUUGGUGGAGCACCCCACUCAAGCCUAAAGGAAACACUCAUGAAAGUGUAUCAGGAACUAAAUGAAAGGGAACAGGAACAAAAUCUGACCUCAGAUGAAACUUCAAAAACUGCUCGACCUUCACACCAAGAUGUUGUGCUCCCUUCUAUCUAUUUCAGUGUGAAUGAUACAGCAACAGACAUAACCCUGCCAUGUCGGAAAGUUGAAGAUGUUAUGGACACCAGUCGGGAAACUGUGGUUUCAUUUACAGAUAAAUCUAAUGUUAAUGAAAAUCCACAUUCUUUACCUUCAGAAAAUGGAUUUAUUAAGGAAAUUCAGUCAAUUUCAAAUCCACCUGUAACCAGUCCUCUGGAAUCCAGGUCAAAAGCGAAUGCUGAAAAUAAUCCUCAAGCUGUACAGAGUAAUACUAUGGAGAACUCUAAAGAUGGAACUGUCCAAGGUCCCAAAAUGAUGUCUCCCGUCCCACAACUAAACCUGAACAAUAAAUUGGAAGUGGGGAUUACAGUUUUGGAGCAACACAAGAUGGAGGAGCCUCCAAUUAAUUCCACACAGAAACUGCAAACGUAUCUUCAGUCUGACCGUGAAUCUAAAACAAAUAUACAAGUGAAGGAUAUUCUUCUUAGAGAGGAGAGCUCGGUCAUUAAGGAAGGUUCGCGGCCUGACCCCUUUAACAGUUUAACUCCAGAAUCCAGUCCCCUGAUUAAGAACACUGACGUUGUUUCAGAAAUCCCUUCUGCUACUCCACAAGAACUAGCCUCUGGGGCACGUCGUAAAAUCACAGCCUCUAAUGCAAAAACAGUGGAAGCUCAAGAGUCAACAUCCCCCUCAAAUAGCCAAACCCAGAAAAAAGAGAUAUCUGUACAUACCAGCACAAUGUCUCCAAGCCUAUCUCGACGGUCAGCAUUACUCCAGCCUGCUGAAGAGCAAACAUCUGUGGUCAAAAGGCAUUCUCCACUUUUGACCAGAAGGAAGAUUGCCUCUGAAACUCAAACACAAAGCAAGCCACUCACUGAGAAGAUCCAACCUGAGGGGACAUCUGCAGAGAAGGACAAACAUAACCCAUUUAAAGCUCCUCAGGUUAUCCGUAAGAUCAGAGGUGAAACCUUUGCUGAUGGCUCAGGACACUUGAAACUGUGGUGCCAGUUCUUCAAUGUUCUUAGCGACUCCAACAUCAAGUGGCACAAAAAUGAGGAGGAGAUUGCUCAAGUUACGAAAAGUGCAGGGGAUGAAACCCAAGUCAAUCUCGCUAUUGUUCAAGCAUCAUGCAAAGAUUCAGGAGUUUACGGAUGCACAAUAACCAAUGAAUAUGGCUCGGACUCCACAGACUUUCUACUUAGCGCUGAUAUCUUGGCCGGAAUGUCUCUGCGUGAGGACCUUGGUGUUGGGGAGGAAAUUGAAAUGACCCCCCUCAUAUUUAACAAGGGGCUGGCUGAUUCUGGUGUCUGGGGCAACAAAUUCUUUGGACGUAUUAUGAUCACAGAAUCACGCAUCGGAGAUGGAUGUUCCCAUAAAGUCUGGAGAGCCAAAGUCAUUUACGGUCUAGAGCCUGUUUUUGAUUCUGGUAACACAUGUAUAAUUAAAGUACGCAGCCCCGUCAUCUAUGGAGGCAAGGUGGAAAGCUCUCUCAUAGAAAGAAACCUGCACCUCAUAAAACAGGAAUGUAGAAUUCAGAACUUGGCACGGGAAUACUGCAAAAUCUUCGCUGCGGAGGCGAGGAUCAUAGAAAACUUUGGACCCACCCUGGAGGUCAUUCCAUUGUAUUUAAUGUACAGACCUGCAAACCCCAUCCCCUACGCCACAGUGGAAACUGAUCUGAUCGGAGUUUAUAAGAAAUACUCUGCUCUGGAUAAUACAGGGAGAACAGAUGUGAGGACUGGUUCUGAGGUUGAACUAAAGUGCUGUGCCUUGCAGCACUGGAUAUUUCAGUGGACUUCUGGAAAUUUCCUAAUCACUCGUUUGGAAGGUGUCGACACCAAGAUCACAAAUGUCAACGUUUCAGUCAAAACAACAGGAUACCUGGGUUUAUCUAUUGAUGGGAAUCCCAAGGUAUUUGAUCAGUUUGUUCUGCAGCAUAGGUGCAACUACUUCUGUGGCCUGCUUGGGCUAAAGUCUUUGAAGGUCAUUGACUCAUUAAGCAUGCCGGCAAGAGCAAAGGGCUCCAAGAGCCCCUUACUGCAGCGAAAGAAGGUUAUCGGUUCUUCCAGCCCACAAACCACAAGGAAAGCUGCCGGUAGCCCCAGGAUACCCAGGAAGGCUGAACAUGAAGACAAGAAGACUCAUUCACAGGAAAAAGAUUCUGAUGCUUCCAGAGAGGUGAAUAAAUUGCAGACCUGAAUCCCAAUGUAUUCCACUGGAUCUUUUAAUAAAACUAGUAGCACCACAGAAGUCCCUGGAUGGAGGUAAAAGAAGUGUUAUCUAACACCAUUCCUUGCCCUAUGAUUCUAGCUAUGGAGCACCUUAGUUACAUGCCACAUUUAUAUUUAUUCUUUAGUUCUGUAAGAGGCAAUGGAGUCCAUUUAUGAAUGUAUUAUUUUUGUCAGCUGAGCACCAAAGAAAACAGGUUGCAAGCUAAACAUAGGUCAGUAUACUACAUGCCGUAAAUAUGAUUUGUAAACCUACUCAAACUAGAGAUGUUCUACUUGUAAUAUCUUUGCCACUUUACUUUUGUUACCAUUCUUAUCAGCUUAAGAAGUAAAGAGAAGAUCCAGCCUACAAAGCAUUAAAUCAUUCACAACAGAACAGGAGUUAUGAUUUACAUUUUGUUAUAAGAAUAUAUGAGAUUUAAUGGAGCUUCAUGGCACGUGAUUGGAUUAUUGGCGUUUAUUACGUAACCUGAGAUGUUUCCUUGCUGUCCUUCUUUGCACUUUGCGUUUUUAAGAACUACUUUUUUGAAUGUGUCUCACUGUAUUGUAUAAUAAAAUAAACUCAUUUGUUCAGAGAUGAUUGAUCAAAUGGGUGAAACAUAGCCUGUGUUACAUGAACUUCUUCUUGG